Molecule: messenger RNA, 1921 nt
Organism: Mytilinidion resinicola
Lineage: Eukaryota; Fungi; Ascomycota; Dothideomycetes; Mytilinidiales; Mytilinidiaceae
Product: putative major facilitator superfamily transporter
Exons: 7
Coding region: 206-1921 (571 amino acids)
Biological process (GO): transmembrane transport
Molecular function (GO): transmembrane transporter activity
Source: RefSeq, a predicted model, not a curated record
GGCUCCGUGGCGUUGAAUUCUCCGCCAGAAUGAGGCCAAACCCGACAGCUAAAAUCGUGAGCAUGCGGCACAGUCAGGAUCGAGACCACCACGGCGAUUCUCGGUAUCAGUUCAUGCUCGUCGAGAAAACUCAAUACAUAGGGACCAUUUCCCCUUGACUUUGAGUCGCAAUUUGUUUCAAAUUCGCACCGCUCACGAACCGAAAAUGGCAGACCUCCAUGACAAGGAGAUGGGUGUGAACGAGAAGGACACUACCCAUCACAUCGAAAAUUUCGAAACCGCAGAGGAGCAGAAUGCCUACGCCGUCAAAGGCGACGACUCCGAUGGACACAUUCCGAUGACCCCCAGGCGAUUCAUUGCCAUGGUUUCAUUGUUGAUGUCUUAUGUCGGGGCCAACCUUCCUCUCUUCUUCAUUUCUGGAUCCUUGACUUUCCUCCAGGCAUCCAUCAAGAACCCACAAACACAAGGCUGGUCUACGACAUCCUAUGGUGUGGCUUUGGCUGCGGUGACUCCAUUUUCCGGCUAUCUCCAGGACUUAGUUGGAAGACGAUACGUCGUCCUUUUAGGCUCCCUUCUGAUAUGCAUUGGUCUAGCGGUCAUUGGCAGCUCCCACCGCUUCCUCCAGUUGAUUUUUGGCUGCGUUAUCACCGGCAUAGGAGCAGGUAUCACUGAGCUCACGUCUACUGCAGGACUCGCUGAGGUUGUCUCUGUAAAGCAUCGGGGAUACACCCUUGCUCUGCUCUAUGCCUUCAUUCUCCCAUUUGCGCCAUAUGUGCUUUAUGCGCAACUGCUUGGAGAGCACGCCACCUGGCGGUGGUCGAUAUGGCUGGCAUUGAUCUACAAUGCCGUUGCUCUAUGUGGGCUUAUUUUCUCGUACUUCCCUAGAUCGCACCUCCGAGCUGAGGGAGUACGACGCCGUGACCUUGCCAAGGAGGUUGACUUCUUUGGAGGGUUCUUGUCGACCGCGGGCAUCGUUCUCUUUCUCGUCGGUCUACAGAGUGGUGGCACUAUUUGGCCCUGGAAGAAUGGCAAGGUCAUUGCACCCAUGGUGAUCGGCCUCGUCCUGAUCUUCGCCUUCAUCAUCUGGGAAUGGAAGGGUGCAAAGUACCCCAUGGUGCCCUCAGCUAUAUUUCAAGGCCAGCGGAUCGUCGGUGCCUGUAUGGUAACCGCCUUUGUCUGCGGUAUGAAUCUCUACGCCGUCCUCAACUUCAUGCCCCUCAUGUUCUCCACCGUAUACGAUCCCGACCCAAUGCACGUUGGCUUGAAAUCUCUAGGCUUCGGCCUCGGUCAAACAAUCGGCGCAACAGUCAUGAACGUGCUGAUGUCAGUAUUCAAGAACCACCAACGGGAGAACCUUUUAAGCUCCUGCAUCAUCAUGACUAUCUUCAUCGCCUCCCUCGCAGCCGUGACCCCGGACAACGCCAAAACCGUCAUCGCCCUCACCGCCCUCGCCGGCUGGGGCGUCGGCGGCAUCAUUGCGCCCAUCGCCACCAUCGCCCUCUCCGCCACCCCGGACGCCUUCCUCGCAACCGUCAUCUCGCUCAUCAACGCGCUCAAAUUCCUCGGCGGCUCCAUCGGAUACAGCAUCUACUACGCCAUCUUCUCCGGCAAGAUCAAGACCAAGCUGCCCGCGACCGUCGCCGCCUACGCCAUCAAAGCCGGCCUGCCGCUCACGUCGGUAGAAGGCUUCGUUGGGAUUUUCUUGACGGAUCCGACAAAGUUGGCGACGACGCCGAUUCCGGGGCUCACGCCAGCAGUGAUUGCGGCGGCGUCGAAGGGGCUGCGGUGGGCGUAUGCGGAUAGUGUGAAGUUUGUGUGGUAUACGACGAUUCCGUUUGGGGUUAUUUGUAUUGUGGCGGUGUUGGUGAUGGGCAAUACGAGGAAGUAUCAGACGAAUAGGGUUGCUGCUGCUCUGGAGUAG